CUUGUCAACACCUCACCAUGAGCACCCGAGAUACAGAGCCGCCAACCCCGCCCCCUCCAAAGAAAGUCCGCAUUGCUUGUCGCCGAUGUCGAGCAAAACGCGUCAAGUGUGAUGGCGGCAUCCCUGCCUGCAGCAAUUGUUCGCGAGCAAGUGUGCCUUGCGUCGAUGUCGAUGGCCGCAAUCGCGACAUUUUCAUUCCUCGAGACUUCAUCACACAAUGUUGCGCCCGAAUCAGAUGGCUGGAACAACAGAUACGCCUAUUGGACCCCGAAUUCGACUUCUCCAAGGGGCCAUCGGUGAACGCAGCUCAGGUCGAGAUGUCCUCACAGCCCAGCCCAGGAAUCACAGAACCUAGCAACCCUUCCGGCAUGGAGACCCAGCCACAGAACCAUGACAAGCAACCAGUCACGGGGAAAAGGCCAUACGACUCAGUCGAGGGACUUGAACUGGAUCGGCCCCUAUCGGCUGAAGCAUCCUCGGUAGCGAAUGUCCUGGGAAUGCUCUCGCUGCAUUCGGAUUCCAGACAGCAACACUAUAUGGGUUCUUCAUCCGGUCUCUUAUUCACAAAGCUCAUUGGAGCAGACAGAAAUAUACAGACAACAAUUUAUGGGCACCGCACGGAGACUGGCCAUAAUGGGCGAUCGACGGCUUCUCAGCUGUCGACAGCGGCGUAUCACUCCCUAUACCGGAGAUUAGCAAAGGAGCUUCCUUCACCCGAGGACGCUGCAAUCCUACUCGGAAUUUAUUUCCAGCAUAUCCACAUCGACCAGCCAUUCCUUCACCCAGCUUCCCUCGCCAAUGCGUACUGGGCGUUGCAUGAGAGCACACAGACGGAACUCACUGGGAGAUAUGACAGUAACGGGUGGAUGGAAGGCAUACGGCCCUUCUAUUAUAAUGGCAAGAUAGAUCUUGUCGAGGGUAAAGAGUCCACUCCAAUCUCAGUUUUCACAGCCGCAUUCCAUGUUUCCAUGGUAUUUUCUCUCGCAGCAACAGUUCUCACGCGCAAGAAGAACUUUGAUCAUUCUCCGACAAGGUUCUACCGAUUUGCCAUUGUCGAAGCAUCCGACUGUUUUUCUUCAGUAUCGGUGACCGCCUUGCAGGGUAUAUUGCUCCUGGCGGUUCAUAGUAUGAUAUGCCCAGCAGGUCUCAACAUCUGGACGUUGUCACAUAUCGCAAUGUCUCAUUGCAUUGACUUGGGUCUUCACCGGGAGCCAGGCCCAUCAACUGCUUCCAGCCCGACUUUGGCAGUUCAUAGACUGAUAUUCUUUACCGUAUACUCGCUUGAUCGAUCUAUAGCCACUAUUCAAGGCCGUCCCUUGGGCAUCAGGGAUGAAACCUUUGAUAUCCGGUGUCCGACAUUAGAAGAUAUUAGAGGAGACCUACUCGCUGUGGCAAGUCACAAUCUGAAGGUAUCAACACCGUCGCCGGCGCACAUGGCAUUGUCCAUCCGUCGUUUUCAACUGGACCAGUAUAUCUCGGAAAUAAAGCUUCUGUUCUACCACUUACCUAAGGAGCUUCGGCCAAUUGUGUGGCCAGGUGACCUCAAAGGCCUCCAAGCACGCAUUAAGCUUGAUCUGGACGCGUGGCUGACUGAAACAUCCCUUAUCUUACCGCCUGCUGACUGGGACGGAGACACUCUGCGCUUCCAGCAUGAGAAGCUCAAGUUGGAGAUCUUAUACCACUCAGCAAUUACCCUCUUAUUUCAACCUUCUCAAGUUUUUCGUUCGCCCUCACAAAGUGCGCUGCUGCAAUGUUACCAAAGUAGUAGCCGGCAAGUACAGAUCUACAAUCAUCUCAGCACCGAGGAUCAGCUGUAUUACAGCUGGCGAAAUAUUCAUGGGAUAUUUUCUUCGGGUGCGACCAUGGUCUAUUGUAUCUGGGCCUGUCCUGCCAUUCAGGCUAACAUCCCGUUUGCCGAGGUGUUGUGGGAUCUACGAACAUGCUCGAACCUUCUCAGUAUCGGUGGUCAAUGGUGGCCUUCGGUACGUAAUGGCAAGGGAAGCUUCGAUCAAAUCGUGGAUCUUACCAUACGUCGGUUAAGCCGUUCCCGGCCCCCAUCCCCGCGAACGCGGCGUCGACUAGAACCGGAAAGCAUCGAUAUAAGCGGGCAACCUGAUACGGCGCGCACGAAUCUGGCCACGGAACCUCUCUUUGACCGGGGGGUGCCUUCAGGACACCAGGUAAACUACUCAUUGGAGGAUCCUGGUUUACUGCGCCCCGACACGACUUACCUGGAUGCUUCUGACACCGUGGCUAUUGAUUCUGCCAUGGAAAGCUUCCUGGCGGAGUUUGUGCAUGGGGACUGGAGCUGGGAUCCAUUCUCG
Messenger RNA from Aspergillus ibericus CBS 121593, 2324 nucleotides. Its product is annotated as Zn(II)2Cys6 transcription factor. Gene Ontology annotation, molecular function: DNA-binding transcription factor activity, RNA polymerase II-specific; sequence-specific DNA binding; zinc ion binding. Lineage: Eukaryota; Fungi; Ascomycota; Eurotiomycetes; Eurotiales; Aspergillaceae. The record is from RefSeq and is a predicted model, not a curated record. The annotation marks the transcript as partial. The transcript is spliced from 6 exons. Gene Ontology annotation, biological process: DNA-templated transcription; positive regulation of transcription by RNA polymerase II.